AGCAAACGGCGCGGCGGGGAUGAGACUGGCUCUCCGAGAAUACGUCAUGCAGGAAAGGACGGCUCUGCCCUUCUCAAGAUGGCGCUGCAAUCAGCGCGGAAGGUGCGUGGGUGCUGUAGCUUCAUCCGGGCACUUCACAAAGGACCUGAAGCUGCUCCCGUUCCCCAGAAAGACAGCAUGAAGCGAAUAUUUUCUGGCAUUCAGCCUACAGGAAUCCCUCACCUGGGAAAUUAUCUUGGGGCUAUUGAAAGCUGGGUGAGGUUACAGGAUGAAUGUGACACUGUGCUGUAUAGCAUUGUUGACCUCCACUCUAUCACCAUCCCCCAAGACCCCACCGUCCUUCGGCAGAGUAUCCUGGACAUGACUGCUGCUCUCCUCGCCUGUGGCAUAAACCCAAGGAAGAGCAUCCUUUUCCAACAAUCUCAGGUAUCUGAACAUGCACAAUUAAGCUGGAUCCUUACCUGCAUGGUCAGACUGCCUCGAUUACAACAUUUACCAGUGAAGGCAAAAAGUGCCAAGCAGCAGAGUGAUGGAACAGUGGGCCUGCUCACAUACCCUGUACUCCAGGCAGCCGACAUUCUAACCUACAAGUCCACACACGUUCCUGUUGGAGAGGAUCAAGUCCAGCACAUGGAACUAGUUCAGGAUCUAGCACAAGGUUUCAACAAGAAGUAUGGGGAAUUCUUUCCAGUGCCCAAGUCCAUUCUAACACCAAUGAAGAAGGUGAAAUCCCUCCGUGACCCCUCGGUCAAAAUGUCUAAGUCAGACCCAGACAAGCUGGCCACCAUCCGGGUGACAGACAGUCCUGAGGACAUAGUGCACAAGUUCCGCAAGGCGGUGACAGACUGCACCUCGGAGGUCACCUAUGAGCCAAGCCGCCGCGCUGGCGUCUCCAAUCUAGUGGCCAUCCAUGCCGCGGUCACUGGAGUCCCCGUGGAGGACGUGGUCCGCAGCAGCACAGGCCUGGACACUGCCCGCUAUAAGCUGAAGGUGGCCAACGCAGUGAUCGAGAAGUUUGCACCAAUUAGGAGUGAAAUUGAAAAACUCAAGAGAGACAGAGACUACUUAGAGAAGGUUUUACGAGUUGGAUCUGCCAAAGCCAAAGAAAUAGCAUAUCCUGUGCUCCAGGAGGUGAAGAAACUGGUGGGGAUUCUGUAGGAAGUUUCAUCUACUGCUGGAAAGGGUUUUUUUUUUUUAUUGUUUUAUUAUUCAUA
This is a messenger RNA of Castor canadensis (American beaver), 1214 nucleotides long. It is a transcript of the gene Wars2, whose product is annotated as tryptophanyl tRNA synthetase 2, mitochondrial. Lineage: Eukaryota; Metazoa; Chordata; Mammalia; Rodentia; Castoridae. Gene Ontology annotation, cellular component: mitochondrion; mitochondrial matrix. The record is from RefSeq and is a predicted model, not a curated record. Gene Ontology annotation, biological process: mitochondrial tryptophanyl-tRNA aminoacylation. Gene Ontology annotation, molecular function: ATP binding; tryptophan-tRNA ligase activity.